Messenger RNA from Anoplopoma fimbria (sablefish), 1603 nucleotides. RefSeq lists its product as uncharacterized. NCBI's taxonomy places the organism in Eukaryota, Metazoa, Chordata, Actinopteri, Perciformes, Anoplopomatidae. The transcript has 5 exons. Bases 1 to 981 code for a protein of 326 amino acids. The record is from RefSeq and is a predicted model, not a curated record. Gene Ontology annotation, molecular function: protein dimerization activity.
AUGAGCCUGCAACGCAACCUUGGUGCAGUUCUGUCUGCCUUGGCGGAAGAGUCAGAAGUCAACCGUUGCCCACUAGCCAAGGGGCUAUACUCCUUCCUGGCAACAUAUAGAUUUGUGGCUGCAGUCUACCUGCAGGCAGAUGUACUCCCUCACCUGGCCUGCCUUUCCAAAUUGUUCCAGAAGGAAAAUGUAAAUUUUCUGGCUUUGAAACACCAGGUUCCUGUGACGAUUGCCAUUUUGAGAACCAUAAGGGAUGCGGGAGACCAUCAGCCUCCUGGAUCAUUUCUCUCACGGCUACACCAAGACCUUGAUAACCCUACAGGGUUAUCAAGUUUUGGUGUAGUCCAUGAGGAGGAGAGGAACCGGAGACACAGAGGCUCCUUAGAGGAGCACAGCCGAGAGCAACUCUGGGUCCGAUUUAAAAAUCAGGUGAUGGAACCUUAUCUCGAUGCGCUUGUUGAGAGUUUGGAGAGGCGUUUUGGGAGUCUAGACCUGCUAGGAGCAUUCCAUGUUCUUGGGCCUCAGGCUGCCAAGGAGGACGAGGCUGUCUGUGUGAGGAAUCUAAAACUCCUGUCAAAUAAAUUUCUGACAGGAGACCAGGUGAUCCAAGAGUGGACCUCUUUCAGGCAACAUAUCCUGAUAGGAGCAUUCCAGGGCAUGGACCAGCAGCAGAUAAUGACGCGACUGGCGUCACAGAUUGACGAGUGGGGUCAGCUUUAUCCUGGACUCAAUAAACUGGCUGCCAUUGGUCUCACAAUUCCAGUCUCAAGUGUCAACUGUGAGCGUGACUUUUCAACACUGAACAGGGUGAAGACUGACCUGAGAAACAGGCUACAGGGAGAGCAUCUGGCGACUUGUUUGAGAGUCAGCAUCAAUGGCCCCCCCACCACCAAAUUCCCCUACAGAAGAGCCCUGGAGCUCUUCUUUAAAAAGCCCAGGAGAAUUAAAUGCUCCCAGGCUGGAUGUAGCCUUUGUGGAUGAGCAAAAACUUCACAGUUCUCCGUCUGUUGUCUUCUUUGUCCUCAUCCUCCUGUCGCUCUCUUGUCCUCUUCCCCUGACUCUCACUGUCUCACAAAGGAGCUGAGCUCACCUGAGGUCUAUUUGUAGUGCUAAGGCUCACACUGAUUGGUAUUCAAUUAGCUUUAUUUUUUAUUUUUCAUGUGUGUGAGUCUGUGUUCUUUUCAAAUUUUAGUUAGGUUUAUAAUUUAAAAAGAUGUGUUUUGCCCAUUGUUGCAGGAGAUUUCAUUUUUGAACAAAGUGUCUUAUGUAAAAAACAGUUAGUGUUUAAGCAUUAGGCAAAAAUCUGUAAAUAAAUUGUGCAAAUUAUAUUUGCAUUUUUUGUUUAAAUAUUACUAUACAAAAAUAUAAAAAUCUGUAAAUGAAGACACAAAAGGCAAAGUUACAACACCAAUAAUCCCAUCUACAGUAAUACACAGGACUGUUUGAAUAGGAUUUAAGUGCAUAUUCUCCUCUCAAAGUGCACCAGAUUCAUGCAUUCCAAUGUAAAGGGUACAAAAAAAAUUCGGUCGGGGGGGCAUGCCCCCGGACCCCCCUAGAGGGUUCGGGGGCCACACCACCGCUGCUGAAAAAAAUCCUGCGGGAA